CUAAAAGCACCAGGAUUGCAAGAAGCACUAGCCCUUACCAGCCCCUGCUUGCCAGGCUGAAGGAUUUGGUGGAAAAGACAGCCUCAAGCUGGGAUCCAGAGGAGAUGGAGUCGCGUUCAAACUGGCACGGAUUAAACCCCUCGGAUGUAGCUGGUGGAUUAAACCGUGCUUACCAUGCCUCUCUCACUAGACAAGACGGAGAGGAGGAGGAAGAUGCAGCUCCCAGGCAGAACUACAUUAGCACACACAAACGGCACAAGAAGGAGGACAGCCACUCUUGGGUUGGACAUUCCUCUCUAGGCGGGCACCCCCUGAUCUUCCGUGACACCAGAGAGGAGGAAGACUCCACGAUCCCCAAAAAACCUUGGAGCCCCCGGAGUCCAGACCUUGCGCUGGUGUCAGGAGAACUCUUGGAAACGGCGUUUGAUGAUCACCAGCAGCUUCUGGAGGCAGACAAAGGCCUGCGAACGUUCACGGACCACGUGGAGCGGGCCCUGAGGAUGGACUGCCACCUGCCCCAGCUGAAGGAGGCCUGUGCCAAGAUGGUCUCAAAGACCAGGCUGCUUCUAAACCUGCUCAGUGAGAGGCAAGAGAACCAGGGAGCCUCUGACGACAGGAACCACUGUCGUGUGCAGGAGAACAUGAUCAUUCACAUGGCCUUGGGGAAGGGCAAGAAACUCACAAGGAAGAAACUAGAGGUGCUGCUGUAUGUGAUCACGUCUGUGUUUUUGCUGGCUUUCUUCGUCAUCGCUUUUCUGAUACUGAAGUGUAUCUCCCAGGACAGUGCCCAGGGAGCCUCUCAACCAGCGUGGCUGGACUGUCUCACCCGGGGCAGCCCCUCCAUCCUGGAUGGACCUUUGGUCAUUGUCCCGGCCCCAGAGGUGCAGGGCCUGCACCGUGUUGUGUAG
Messenger RNA from Ficedula albicollis (Collared flycatcher), 908 nucleotides. RefSeq lists its product as uncharacterized. Lineage: Eukaryota; Metazoa; Chordata; Aves; Passeriformes; Muscicapidae. Bases 105 to 908 code for a protein of 267 amino acids. The record is from RefSeq and is a predicted model, not a curated record. The transcript has 3 exons.